Molecule: messenger RNA, 1417 nt
Organism: Coffea eugenioides
Lineage: Eukaryota; Viridiplantae; Streptophyta; Magnoliopsida; Gentianales; Rubiaceae
Product: aldose 1-epimerase
Exons: 5
Coding region: 191-1279 (362 amino acids)
Biological process (GO): beta-D-galactose catabolic process via UDP-galactose, Leloir pathway; glucose metabolic process
Molecular function (GO): carbohydrate binding; aldose 1-epimerase activity
Source: RefSeq, a predicted model, not a curated record
AUGGAUUUUACAGAUGGGUUAUUAUCUGGAUUGAGACAAAUCCCGUUUCUUCUCUCCACCCCUCAUCCAUCAAUAUCCUUUCGAUUGCUACCAAGUAUAUAACAUAAUAGUAAUCUAUGCUAGGCAAGCAGACAAAAAAACAUUUGUUGCUGUCGUCUAGUAUAUUCUCUGCGUUCUAUUCUAGUCUAGUAUGGCGUCCAAGGCACCAUCUAUGGUGUAUUUCUUUGUUCUGAUUGGUUUAACUUUGUUGUUUAGCAACAACGUUUAUGCAACUGAUUACGAUAAUUACAUCAAUGUGUAUGAGUUGACAAAUGGAAAGAUCUCUAUCAAGGUCACUAACUAUGGUGCUACCCUCCUUUCUGUCAUCGUUCCUGAUAGAAAUGGAAAAUUGGACGAUGUUGUUCUUGGCUAUCCAACCAUUGAUGGAUACAAGAAUGAUUCAACCUAUUUUGGUGGUCUUAUUGGCCGCGUAGCAAACAGAAUUGGAGGGGCAAAAUUUACUCUGAAUGGUGUAGGGUAUACUUUACCUGCAAAUGAUCAUGGAAACACACUUCAUGGUGGUACCAGAGGAUUUAGUGAUGUUAUAUGGGAGGUGACAGGCUACGAAAAGAACUCCCAUGUCUCCCUCCACUAUCACAGCUAUGAUGGUGAACAAGGAUUCCCUGGUGCAGUCGAUGUGUAUGUCACGUACAUGAUUAUUGGAGGAAACAGGCUAGGCCUGAAGAUGGAAGCCACCCCACUUGACAAAGCCACACCGAUUAAUCUGGCAUCCCACAGCUACUGGAAUCUUGCUGGCCAUGGCAGUGGUGAUAUUUUUUCACAUGACAUACAGCUUUUCGCGUCGAAGAUCACCCCAGUUGAUGACAAGCUGAUCCCAACCGGGCAAAUCGUUCCUGUACAAGGAACCCCCUAUGAUUUCCUUCAAUCCAGAAGUAUUGGUGGCAAGUUCAAUGAGCUUCCUUCUGGAUAUGAUAUAAACUAUGUGGUCGAUUAUGUACCCAAUGGGCACGUACACAAAGUUGCAGUUGUGCAAGAACCUAUAUCAGGUAGGAAGAUGGAGCUGUGGAGCAAUAAACCAGGUGUACAGUUUUACACAAGUAAUAUGUUGAAUGAUACACUAGGGAAAGAUGGUGCUACCUACCAUAGAUAUGGGGGACUUGCCUUGGAGACGCAAGGUUUUCCUGAUUCAGUUAAUCAUCCAAAUUUCCCUUCUCAGAUUGUUAACCCUGGAGAAAAUUACCUCCAUGUUAUGGUUUAUAGGUUCACAGCUCAUCAUUAGGGGUUGUAUUUUUCUUUCCUUUGCAUUGCUAGACACAAGAGUGCCUAUUUAUACAAGCACUUAGCCUUUGUCCUCCUUAAUUUGAUGUUUGCUUUGUUAACUGUUAUUAUUAGUGACUCAUAAAUGCAGUAUUCUAUA